Molecule: messenger RNA, 673 nt
Organism: Sinocyclocheilus anshuiensis
Lineage: Eukaryota; Metazoa; Chordata; Actinopteri; Cypriniformes; Cyprinidae
Product: location of vulva defective 1-like
Exons: 2
Coding region: 74-613 (179 amino acids)
Source: RefSeq, a predicted model, not a curated record
UUGGUCGCAGUUUGACAUUGUAUUCGAAGCAAAUCUCAUUCUCUGUGGCAUCUUUUACCGUUUUCUCUCCAUCAUGAAGUGCCUGAUCACACGAUUCUGGAUGUUGGCUCUGCUGGUCUCCCAGGCUCAGACUAAUGCGACAGUGACGACCGGUGUGGCAACAACUGAUGAUACUUCAAAUACAGCUUCAACUUUUCUGUCAACAAUUGAUGCAACUUUAGUUACAAGCACAGAUCCAACCACUGUAGAUUCUACAACUACAGCUCAACCCACUGUUCCAACAAUUUAUACUACUUCACCCAUAAUAACCAGAAUAAAUACUUCAGAUACAACUCAACCCACUCUGACAACUUUGCAGGAAAGUGUGACAACUUCAUCAGAUCAGCCUACCACAAUGUCUCCAUCUUCAGAGCCCACCAUGAUUCAAACGACCGAAUUUUCAAGCAACAUGACUGAUAUGACCACAAUGACAAAUACCUCGAUGGCAGCGAAUGCCACCGUGACAACAGAAGGACAGACCUCAAUUUGGACGACUACAUCGUCCAGCGACUCACUGACAGUUACCGUCAUCAGCUAUACUCUAUCCAUCCUGCUGUACAUGAUGUUGAACUGAGCAUUACCUGAUUCAGCCCUGGGCUAAAGCUAAGCCUGACUGUUUUACAAAGAACUGUAG